GGAGUAAAACCAUCAAGACCUACCAGUCCUCGCGUUGAAGUUUCCCCCUCUUUGUUUUCCUUUCACUUUCUAAACUAAUUUUUUCUUUCCUUCCAAACACAAGUUUUCCUUCCUGUUCCUUCAUCUUUUCAAUUCAAAUUAUUUGAUUCGUUUUUUUCUUCUUAUUCUUCCCCACUAAGAGACAUGAUUUUUCGUUAUGGCGGUGAUUUACAGUUUCCGCGGAAAGGAGGGAUAGAGAGACAAAAGCAAUGAUUCGUUCGAUUUAGGGAUUUAAUUUCUUUUAGGCUUGAUUUGGCCGAAACAAUGAACACGCCAAAGCAAAAGCAGGUGACGGUUAGUGACUUGGUAGAGGAAGCCAAGAAGCGAAUUGUGAUUUUAGCUAUAUGCGUCGUCGGAUUGUCCUAUCUCAUGUCACGGACAAGCUCCUCGGUUUUGGUUAAUCUUCCUGCUGCUGCCUCCUUAAUCAUUCUCCUCCGGUAUUUCUUGAUAGAUUAUGAAAUGCGGAGGAAAACUGAUGCAUAUAACAGCAAACCUGCAUCUACAAGUGCCUCGACUCCUAAGCAACCACCAGAACGUCCUAAAGUUGUUGAACAUUGUGAUUGGAGAAGGAAAGUAAAUUCUCCUGUCGUUGAGAAUGCGAUAGAUCAGUUCACAAGACAUCUUAUUUCCGAGUGGAUGACAGAUCUAUGGUAUUCUCGUUUAACACCUGAUAAAGAAGGCCCAGAAGAAUUGGUGCAGAUCAUAAAUGGUGUUCUUGGGGAGCUCUCAGAACGCUUCAGAAAUAUAAACCUCAUCAAUUUACUGACAAGGGACCUUAUUAAUCUCUUUUGUUCACACUUGGAGCUUUUUCGUAUCAAUAAACCAAAAAUUGAAAAUAAGCAAUCUGAACCACUGACUAUCAAAUAUCGAGAUGCUGAAAUAAGGCGCAUUCUGGCAGCAGAGAACAAACUGCACCCGGCUUUAUUCUCUACUGAAGCUGAGCACAAGGUUGUUGAGUUUUCAGUUUGACCUUCCAGUUUGCAACAUUUGAUGAAUGGUCUCAUUUCUUUCACAUUCAGGCCCGAAGAUUUGCAGUGCUCUUUCUUUCGUUAUAUUGUCAGGGAGCUUCUGGCUUGCACAGUAAUUCGACCUGUCAUAAACUUAGUGAGUCCAAAGUUUAUAAAUGAGAGGAUUGAAUCUGCAGUUAUAUCUAGGACAAAAGCUAAAGGAGAACUUAAUGCUGCUCAAGAUGCGUCUCAAUAUAAAGCAAAUGGCACUUCAAAGAUCUCAUCUGAUAAUUUUUCUAAGUUUCUAGAUCCUUCUGUUACUGGUGUUGAACUUGUACAGUUAAAAACUAAUCAGUCUGGAGCUGCUGGAGACACCACUGCAACAGACGAACUAAAUGGAAAACAACUUUCAAAAGAUCCAUUGCUUUCCAUGGAUACCCAAACUUUCCAUUCAUGGAGCUCGGUGCCCUUGAACUCACAGACUGAUGCUGAAAGAGGUAUUGAACAACAUCGUUCAGGUGGAGAAUGGGGUGACAUGUUAGAUCUGAUUUCACGUAGAAAGACCGAGGCCCUUGCUCCAGAAAAUUUUGAGAACAUGUGGACAAAGGGGAGAGAUUACAAUAAGGAUAGAGAAAAACAAUUAAUCGGGCAAGUUCCUCAUCAUUCCUCUGCUGGGAACUCUGCUGCUGUGGAUCAUGCAAAAGCAAUAUUGAAGACCAGAGAAAAGUAUCCAACCAAGCUUAACUCAUCUGAGAGUCAUGUUGCUCAACCGGCAUUAACUGAUCAAUGCAGAAUAGAAAAAUCAUUCCCACAUGAAGUUCGGAACGUAUCGUACUUCUCUUCAGUGUUAUCUUCUCAGGAAGAUGAUCGUAACCUUGUUGAUUUGGAGGAGGUUGAAUCAGAAAGCAGUGAUUCCUUUACGUCUCAAGAAGAAGAAUCAGGACAUGUAACGGGUCUUGAUUCUUCUGGAACUAAAGUUUGGGAUGGUAAGGGUAACAGAAACCUGACUGUUUCUCACAUUCAUCAUCCACUUGAAAAUCUUGAGGGCCAUAUUGUAAAGAAGGCUGGUGGAAGGCAUGUUCAAUAUCGAAGAUUGACUAGAACCCCAUCCAGCAGGAAAAGAUCUAGAUUGACCAGUCAGAAGUUGCCUGUCUGGCAAGAGAUUGAGAGGACGAGAUUCUUAUCUAUGGAUGGGCAAGACAUACUUAAUCCACUGAAUGGACAUGGAAAAGCUGAAUAUUCCAGUGAUGAUUCUGAGACUGAAUUCUUUGGUAGACUUCACAGUGGAGUAACUGCUUCUUCAUCUGCUUCUCCUCUCUCUAUUUCAGAAAGUCGUAGUUUGACUGCUAAUAUCUUGCAAAAUUCGUUGGUUGGAGGGUCUUUUUUUAAAUUGAGAUGUGAGGUUUUAGGUGCAAAUAUUGUAAAGAGUGGUUCUAGAACAUUUGCUGUUUACUCCAUAUCUGUUACAGAUGUACUAAAUAACAAUAGUAGUUGGUCCAUCAAGAGAAGGUUUCGCCAUUUUGAGGAGCUGCAUCAGCGUCUUAAAUCAUUUCGAGAAUAUAAACUUCACUUGCCACCAAAGCAUUUUCUUUCAUCGGGUUUAGACAUUUCAGUAAUACGAGAACGGUGCAAAUUGCUUGAUGAGUAUUUAAAGAUGCUAUUGCAGCUUCCGACUAUUUCAGGAUCAAUUGAAGUUUGGGACUUCCUAAGUGUUGAUUCCCAGACAUAUGUAUUCUCGAGUUCUUUUUCUAUUGUCGAAACUUUGUCAGUUGGCCUUGAUGAUAAUCCAUCUGAAAAGGGCAAAAAGGCUUCAAAUGUUGCAGGGCCUCUGAUGGGUCCAUUAACUUCCCGGAGACAACAGUUAGAUACUGAAAGCAAGGAAUCUUCAUUGCAAAUAAAGCCUAAUCUUGCAACUGAUGGAUUAAGAAAUGCAAAAAAUGUUUCUAAUUCUCCAUCAAAAGUUGCCACUGAAGCAAGGUGCAAGUCCUCUGAAGAUACUGGCAAUGGUUCUGAUGCUAAAGUGAGAAAUACAUCGUUAGUAAGGAACUCAAAGGAAAAUGUUAGAGGAAGAGAGAACGAAAUAAUGGAAGAUGCUUCUGAGUUGCUUCUUGAUUCUGAUAUGUACUCAACCCUUCCUACAGAGUGGGUGCCACCAAAUUUAAGUGCUCCUAUAUUAGAUUUGGUGGAUGUCAUUUUCCAGCUCCAGGAUGGUGGAUGGAUCAGGCGGAAGGCUUUUUGGUUUGCCAAACAGGUUCUACAACUUGGAAUGGGUGAUGCUUUUGAUGACUGGCUGAUAGAAAAGAUCCAGCUGCUGCGCAAGGGGUCAGUUGUUGCUUCAGGAAUCAAUAGGGUUGAGCAGAUACUUUGGCCUGAUGGAAUAUUCAUAACGAAACAUCAAAAGCGACGUCUGCCGCCAUCCAGUUGUCCAUCCCAAGCUUCACCACAUCCACAAUCUCAUGAAACAUCAUCUAUAUCGAAUAAUGAGCAGCAACAACUGGAAGCAGAACGUCGUGCAAAAUUCGUUUACGAGCUAAUGAUUGACAAAGCGCCUGCUGCUAUUGUGGGCCUUGUUGGUCACAAGGAGUAUGAACAAUGCGCCAAAGAUCUCUAUUUCUUUAUCCAGUCUAGUGUCUGUUUGAAGCUGUUGGCAUACGACGUUAUCGAGCUAUUACUGUUGUCUGCAUUUCCGGAGAUGGAUUAUGUAUUCAAGCAGGUGCGUGAGGAAAAACACAGGUUCGGUGAAUAUAAAGCGGACUAGUUGAGAUUUCAGAUAUGGAGGUUGAACAAUAGUGGUUCGGCCUUGUAUUUCCCCUCAAGUAGUGGAAUGUUGAGAUUCAUGUUUGGUUCAUUGCCUUGAGAAGUUCAUUCAUAUUUUACAGCACCAGCACUUCAUACACAGGUUCAAAUUCUGUAAUUAGUUUCCUCUUUCCUUGAGAAAAAAAAAGAUUCAUCACUCUUGGAGGAAUUGCAAGUAAACCUUGAGAAGAGUGAAUUUGAAAGCUUUUGGCUGUGGUUCUUUU
This is a messenger RNA of Hibiscus syriacus, 4006 nucleotides long. RefSeq lists its product as uncharacterized. The transcript has 14 exons. The record is from RefSeq and is a predicted model, not a curated record. Bases 1030 to 3744 code for a protein of 904 amino acids. NCBI's taxonomy places the organism in Eukaryota, Viridiplantae, Streptophyta, Magnoliopsida, Malvales, Malvaceae. Gene Ontology annotation, molecular function: phosphatidylinositol binding.